AUGGAAGCCGCGCCGCGUUUCUCGCAUGUCCGCUGUCUCCGUGGACGAAGUGACGCCCGGCUGAUGGCUAUGAUUCGCUCCCGCAUCUCGCAGUUCCUGCGGGGACGGUCGCCGUUUGAUCUUCCUUUCCACGGGUCGGUACUGGGGUCCAACUUGUUUCGUAUCGUUAUUGAUGACCUGAUUGAGGGAUUUGAGUGCGCCCUCAGCAAGUUUGCAGAUGGCACCAAGUUCGUAGCCUGCCUUUCACCUGUGACAAUCGCAGUCUGCGGGAGAGCAACAAAUGGCCACACCGCAUCCAUCUCAGCGUUUUUCCAGUGGAGCGCUACAGUUGAGUGCCGCUUCCUCAAUGGCACCGAGCGGACGAGGUUUCUGGUGAGGCACGUCUACAACCGGCAGCAGUACGUGCACUUCGACAGCGACGUCGGUCUCUUCGUGGCCGACACGGUCCUGGGAGAGCCUUCUGCUCGGCUCUUCAACAGCCAGCCGGACGUGCUGGAGAAGAACAGGGCUGCGGUGGAAAUGCUCUGCAACUACAACCACGAGACAGUGGCCCCUGUGACGCUGCGGAAGAGAGAGCCCAAGGUGAGGAUCUGUGCGCUGCAGUCGGGCUCCCAGCCCCAAAGCGACCGGCUGGCUUGCUACGUGACGGGCUUCUACCCACCCGAGAUCGAAGUGAAGUGGUUCCAGAAUGGGCGGGAGGAGACGGAGCGCGUCGUGUCCACGGACGUGAUCCAGAACGGGGACUGGACCUACCAGGUGCUGGUGCUGCUGGAGACCAGCCCACGGCACGGGGACAGCUACGCGUGCCGGGUGGAGCACAGCAGCCUGCGGCAGCCCAUCGGCCAGCCCUGGGAGCCGCUGGUGGAUGUGGGCAGGAGCAAGCUGCUGGUGGGCAUCGGGGGCUUUGUGGUGGGGCUCGUCUACCUGGCGCUGGGGCUCUUCCUCUUCCUGCACACUAAGAAAGUUUCAGGGCACCCUGAUCCAACCACUCCAGGGAUUCUGAAUUACGAGCUGCCCCACACUGCUGCUCCACCAGCAUGUCCUGCGCUCCCCAGCCAGGAGCUAGAGUUUCCCUUUGUGUUGUCACCGCGUUCCCUGCUGCCCCUGCACAGCCUGCUCUGUCCCCUUCUCAAUUAGAACUCGCUGAGCUGUUGA
Molecule: messenger RNA, 1155 nt
Organism: Tympanuchus pallidicinctus (lesser prairie-chicken)
Lineage: Eukaryota; Metazoa; Chordata; Aves; Galliformes; Phasianidae
Product: class II histocompatibility antigen, B-L beta chain-like
Exons: 8
Coding region: 1-1137 (378 amino acids)
Biological process (GO): immune response; positive regulation of T cell activation; antigen processing and presentation of exogenous peptide antigen via MHC class II
Cellular component (GO): membrane; MHC class II protein complex
Molecular function (GO): MHC class II protein complex binding
Source: RefSeq, a predicted model, not a curated record